Messenger RNA from Scutellospora calospora, 167 nucleotides. NCBI's taxonomy places the organism in Eukaryota, Fungi, Glomeromycota, Glomeromycetes, Diversisporales, Gigasporaceae. The record is from the annotation of a GenBank genome assembly.
AUUUACUUAUGCAACUUAAUUCUGCAUAUUACCCACCUAAACGUAUGACAUUAUCUGGUCGAAUUCUUGAUGAGGAAAUAACAAAAGUUAAUAAAGAAAUUUCUAUGAUUUUCGAAAGAAGUGAUAAUUUAACUUUAACUAAUAUGGCAACAAUUCCAGUUUCAGAA